UCUUUCAGAUCUGCAUACAGACCCACAGUCAGAGACAUCGACUACAGGGUUCUGCUGCGCUUCCCACAGAAGGUCAGAAACAUGGGAACGACUGACUUCCUGCCCGUCAAACCCAGACAUCAGUGGGAGUGGCACAGCUGUCAUCAGCACUAUCACAGCAUGGAUGCGUUCAGUCACUAUGAUCUGCUGGACAUCAACACCGGACUGAAGGUCGCUGAGGGUCACAAGGCCAGUUUCUGUCUGGAAGAUACGGGCUGUGAUCCUGGAUUUCACCGCAGAUACGCCUGCACCGCACACACACAGGGUUUGAGUCCAGGCUGCCACGACACAUACGCUGCCAACAUCGACUGCCAGUGGAUCGACAUCACAGACGUCCCUCCUGGAAACUACAUUCUCAAGGUCACAGUCAAUCCAGACUUCCUGGUGCCCGAGUCUGACUUCUCCAACAACGUUGUGCGAUGUGAGGUCAUUUACACCGGCGUUUACAUCCAAACCAGAAACUGCGUCUUAACUGGAAUGUAAAGCCCUUGGGUCGGAGGUGAUUUUUAAAGGCCUAUAUAAUAGGUUUAAUUAUAGGAAUUUAAUUCAAAGCUUUUUUUAGUAACUUGAAACACUCUGUAUAGUUGUUGGAGUAAUAUUUAUGACUAGUGUACUGUAUCUAUUUUAGAUGAGUUUGAUUUCUUGCCCUAGUGCAAGCAAUUUUAAGUCAAAUCUACAUGUGUUUGUGAUGUUUGCAUUAUAAUAGAAUGUAAUUUUACAUUUAUUUUAAAUGAAGAACUAUUAAUGAAUA
This is a messenger RNA of Carassius auratus (goldfish), 790 nucleotides long. RefSeq names its product protein-lysine 6-oxidase-like. Gene Ontology annotation, molecular function: protein-lysine 6-oxidase activity; copper ion binding. The transcript is spliced from 5 exons. Gene Ontology annotation, biological process: peptidyl-lysine oxidation; collagen fibril organization. The annotation marks the transcript as partial. NCBI's taxonomy places the organism in Eukaryota, Metazoa, Chordata, Actinopteri, Cypriniformes, Cyprinidae. The record is from RefSeq and is a predicted model, not a curated record.